Myxocyprinus asiaticus (Chinese sucker) is the source of this 9349-nucleotide messenger RNA. RefSeq names its product ALK tyrosine kinase receptor-like. NCBI's taxonomy places the organism in Eukaryota, Metazoa, Chordata, Actinopteri, Cypriniformes, Catostomidae. The transcript is spliced from 29 exons. Gene Ontology annotation, molecular function: transmembrane receptor protein tyrosine kinase activity; protein binding; ATP binding. The coding region runs from base 1 to 5133 and encodes 1710 amino acids. Gene Ontology annotation, cellular component: membrane; signaling receptor complex. Gene Ontology annotation, biological process: regulation of neuron differentiation; multicellular organism development; cell surface receptor protein tyrosine kinase signaling pathway. The record is from RefSeq and is a predicted model, not a curated record.
AUGAUUGCACGGAUACUCUACUUUUUCCUUUGGUCUGCGGCUUUUCUACCAGAGCUGCAGUGCGCUUCUCAGAGAACCGCAGACGGUCUUACCACUUUCCCGACGUCCGCGUUCAUCAACAGCACCGACAAAAAGGACUCCCACCAAACAUUCACUUCCCGGCUGAAAAGGAAGACGAUCUCUGUGGAUUUCGCCGUCCCGUCGCUCUUACGGUAUUACAUGUCUCUGUUUAUAAAACGCCCGCUUAACGGAGACUGUCUCACGUUUAACGGAUGUUACACGGUACGCGCAAACUUACUGAUGCGCUGCGUACCUUUGCAGAAAACCAUCGCCAGUUUGCUCGAUGUAAAGUUGGCCGCGAUGAAUGUCAACAGAUCCAGCACUGGACAGCUCCCGUACAGACAGAGGCGGCCCGUGCCGAAAGUUUUGAAUUUAGGUUUGACCAAAGCCAGUCGAAAGUCCAAUCAAGUUGUGGUGGAGAUCGGAGAGGAGAUGGUAAAAACGGGUUGUGGAGGACUGGAUGUGUACGAGGACGCGCCGGUUGUGUUCUUGGAAAUUGACCUAACACGGGUUUUGGAGUGGUGGCUGGGGGCAGAAGGAGGCCGGCUUAGGGUCCGACUCAUGCCCGAGCGGAAAGCGCAGGUCCCGGGGAAAGAGGACAAGUACUCCGCUGCGAUCAGAGCUUCGGACGCUCGACUUUUUCUACACAUAGCCUCAAGUGAUUGGCCCUCAUCCACACACUCAAGAAAUCCCAUCACCACCCCCAAAUACUGGAACUUUUCUUGGAUAGCGGAAGACGAGCUGACUUUCCCUGAGGACCCUUUAUCAACUUCAGAUUGCUACAAAAAGGGAAAGUCAUGUGACCGUGUGGUUCCAGGAUAUUUUCCUGAGUUUGCUUGGAGUUUGACAUCAGCAGAUGACUCCUGGGCGAAGGACGAGGCAAUGAAGAAGACAAAAGCAAGUUCCCAGGGGUGGGACGAAGGGUGGUUUCUCUCAGUCAAUGGCUCAGUUCUGACAGGCCCGUGGGUUUUAAGCCCUUGGCUACGAGCCAACCAUCGGCCCUGUGGAAUAGAUUUGACUGUGUUUUUGCACCCCAGGCAGAGUGGACGUUACACUAUCUGGAUCAUCGAGAGAGACAAGCCCCCACUUGCUCUCCUUACCACAGAGCACCCCCAUGUCAUCGGCUGGGCAGUGGUUCAUCUCAGCUUAGGGGCUCGGAACAAACCCUUCAGGAUUUCUUCCAGCUACAACCAGCCUGGUGACAUGGAAACAGCGACCUAUGAUCCCCGCUUCAUUACAAACUGCUCUAUAGAAACCUCUCGAAAUGCCACUCUCCGGGGCCGCUAUCACUGCAGAGAGGGCCACGAGAUCAAUGUGAGCCAGCUGUGUGACUUCAACCCGGACUGUCCACAAGGGGACGAUGAGGGAGAACAUUGCUGUCAAUUCCUCAAUGGAAGCUAUUGCUCGUUUGGAAGGGAGAACUGCAGCUGGCAGGUGGUUCCAGGCAGUGGUCCCCAAUGGAAGGUUCAUCCGUCAAUUGCCAAAGUCCUCAGGGACAGCUGUCCAUCAUCAGGGGCAUUGUUAGCCAUUGACAGUCAGCCCAAAGGUCAGCGUGGAUCAGCCCAAGUGCGGAGCCCGCUUUUCUUCUAUCCACUGCGCAACGCCCCUUGCAUGGUCAAGUUUUGGGUGUGUGGUUCUUCAAAUGGAGUACUCUCACUCUGGAUUAUCAAGAACAGUACAGGUCCUGAGGGCCAACGGAGUCUUUGGAACUCAACAAGCGAAGCUAAUAUGGGAAAAGGGUGGAAACUCAUCACCCUGCCUCUCUUCGGAUUGGUGGAUCUGUUUUACCUGCAGUUCAGUGCAGAUAUAUCAUCUAGUGCAGGAAUCGCUUUUGCAGUGGACAACUUCACUCUAAGUAUGGAGUGUUUCCUCGAAACCAAUGGAGACUAUCCUCCAGUGGCUCCCACAAGCCCAACGCAAGUGCUGUUCAGAACAAGCAAUGAGAACAUCAAGACCACUACGCCACUGUAUGGAGGGCCUGGACCAUUUUCACUUCAACCCACGUCAACAGAAUCUGUCAAGUGGACAUUCUACACUUGUGGCGCCACAGGACAAGAUGGUCCCACACCAUCUCAGUGCAGUAACUUCUACCGAAACACCAAUGUCAAUGUCACUGUGGGGACUAAAGGACCAUUCAAAGGCAUCCAGAUGUGGCGGGUUCCAGAAACAAGGAAAUACAGGAUCACUGCGUAUGGUGCAGCUGGUGGACGCAGUGUCCUGGCUGUUCACAAGUCUCAUGGGGUCUACAUUACUGGAGACUUCAUGUUACAGAAGAAUGAGCUUCUGUAUAUUCUAGUGGGACAGGAGGGAGAGGACUCUUGUCCUAAUACGGUGCCUAAUAUGGAUAGGAUCUGCAGAGAACAGCAAGAACCCUCCAUUAACAAAACCCAGCUCAAGGGAGGGGGUGGUGGAGGAGGAGGGGCCACCUAUGUCUUCAAGGUAGAGAAUGGAGUCCACAUUCCAUUACUGAUUGCUGCUGGAGGUGGGGGCCGUGGCUACAGCAGCCAAUUAGAGAACCUGGAGGAAGUGAUGGACAGGGAUCCCAGCAUUCCUGGCCGUAAUGGCAAAUCAGGAGCAGCAGGGGGUGGUGGAGGCUGGAAUGACAGUAACCCUUCUCUUCAAGGCGGUAGACCCCUUGUUCUGGGAGGGCAGGGUGGGGAGCCCUGUCAAGCAAUGGGCUGGAAAACUCGUGGGGGUUUCGGUGGUGGUGGAGGAGCCUGUACAGCUGGUGGAGGAGGUGGAGGAUACAGAGGGGGCAGCGCUUCGCUGGAUAAUGAUCCCAGACAGGACGGAGAUGAUGGCACAUCUUUCAUAAGCCCUGAUGGUGAGAUGUACCUGGAGCCACUUAAAGGUAUGGAAUCUGACGGUGAAGUUAUCAUCAACCCAGUCCAGAACUGCAGUCACUGCGAGUUGGGAGACUGCCACGAGACCUAUGAGGGCACAGUGUGUUACUGCGAUGAAGAUCUCUCGCUGGCCCCAGACGGAGUGUCCUGCAUCAACUCUACUGAGGUGUCUAUGCUGCCUGCCCAGCCAUCUCUCUCGCAUCUGGCACUGGGUCUGUCUGUGGGGACCUCUGCACUCAUUGCCGCUCUGCUGUUGGCUGUGUCUGGCGUCAUGAUCAUGUACAGACGUAAACACACGGAGCUGCAGUCCAUCCAGUUAGAGCUUCAGAGUCCUGAUUGUAAGCUGAGCAAACUGAGGGCCUCCACAAUCAUGACCGACUACAACCCCAAUUACUGCUUUGGUGGGAAGACUGCUUCUGUCAAUGACCUGAAGGAGGUGCCACGGCGUAAUAUCUCUCUCACUAGAGGUUUGGGUCAUGGGGCUUUUGGGGAGGUCUAUGAAGGGCUGGCUGUUGGGAUACCAGGGGAGCCUAGUCCUAUGCAGGUUGCAGUCAAGACCCUUCCAGAGGUGUGCUCAGAACAGGAUGAGCUGGAUUUUCUCAUGGAAGCUCUUAUAAUCAGCAAGUUUAGUCACCAGAACAUUGUGCGGUGUAUCGGGGUGAGUCUCCAGGCUCUGCCUCGCUUCAUUCUACUGGAACUGAUGGCUGGAGGAGAUCUCAAGAGCUUCCUGAGGGAAACUAGACCUAGACUAGAGCACCCAUCCAGUCUAACUAUGGUGGAUCUUCUCAACAUAGCCCGAGACAUAGCCAAUGGCUGCCAGUACUUAGAGGAGAACCAGUUCAUCCACAGGGAUAUUGCUGCUAGGAAUUGUCUGCUGACCUGCAAAGGUCCAGGAAGGGUGGCCAAGAUUGGGGACUUUGGCAUGGCCAGAGACAUCUACAGAGCCAGUUAUUACAGAAAAGGAGGCCGUGCUAUGCUGCCAGUCAAAUGGAUGCCUCCCGAAGCCUUUAUGGAGGGGAUCUUUACCUCUAAAACUGACACAUGGUCAUUUGGAGUUUUGCUGUGGGAGAUCUUCUCGCUGGGCUACAUGCCGUACCCGAGUCGCAGUAACCAAGAGGUGCUGGAGUUUGUUACUAACGGAGGCCGGAUGGACCCGCCCAAAAACUGCCCGGGGCCAGUGUACCGGAUAAUGACACAGAGUUGGCAGCAUCAACCAGAAGACAGGCCAAACUUUUCUACAAUCCUUGAAAGGAUUAACUAUUGUCUACAGGAUCCAGAUGUGGUGAAUGUGCCUUUGCCUGUUGAGUAUGGCCCCAUCCCUGAGGAAGAGGAACGGGUGCCCAUGCGUCCCGAAGACCCGUCUGCCCCCUCCUUGCUUGUAACCCCUCAGGGUGCAGGGGACACAUCAUCUGCCUCUACUGCCCACCCCGAGCAGACCAAGAGAGAUGGGGAAGCCCUACUAAUGACCAGCCAUUCCUCUGACAACAAAGCCCAACCUGCGCCGCCUCCUCAGUCUCACCCCCAUCACCACCCACACCCACCGGUAGCCACUGCCCCCAUUCCUGCUGCCAAACCCUCUUCUACUCCCCUGACUACCCAAGAUGGAGGCCAUGUGAACCUGGGCUUCAUGCAGGCCCACCCCUCAGAGAAGGAAAGCCGCAAUGGGAAGCCCACCAACCUGUGGAACCCAACCUAUGGCUCUUGGUUUCUACAGCAGCAACAGAAGAGGCAGCAGGCCCAGGCACAGAGGCAGGUGAGUGGCCCACGUAUCCCAGGUGAAGGGCAAGAGCAAGCAGGUCGAACUGUGACGGUCUCAGAAGCUCUUGGCCUGCAACAACAGCACAAACAGCAACAGUACCAACAACAGCUCCAGCACCAACAACAACAGCAGCAACAACAACAAGGUUUGUGUCGUCCGCUUUUGCCUCCACCUCCCCCACCUGGCCCCGCCCCUCUCCUCUUGGAUUCUGCCACCCUAGCUCCAGUUCCGCUCUACAGACUACGUCACUUCCCAUGUGGGAACAUCGGUUAUGGCUACCAGGAGCAAGGCCUGCCCAUGGAGCCAAUGUCUGGCCCCCAGCCUCCCCCACCUCAUCCUGGCCAGCAGAGGCCCAUAUCUCUGGCUCGGGCAAGUGGUCCAGAGGACAGCCGCCCACUUUUGGUCACCAUGGGUACGGUGCAGGACCCCAGACUCCCUAAAAUGGAAGGACACAAUGCCACUGUGCUGUAAUCAUACACUUUUGUCUUUCUCAGUGCCCACUCUGCGAAACACUGUGUGGUCGAUCUGCGUCCAACUGUACCAAGCCCCUUUGUACUUUUUCUUUGUGCUUUCAAAGUGACGUGGAUUGAACUGAUUGGAAUGGUUCGACAUUGGAAACUUUCUCUAAAUGUCUCACUCAUUGAUUUUUUGUCAUUUGGAUACUGGAACAGUACUGUUUUGUUUCAGAAAGCCACAUUUGAAAACUUGAUAGACAAAAAAAUAAAUAAAUAUAAAUAAAUAAACUGAUAAAGCCCUCACAAGGAAUAAUUCAAUGAAAAAGACUAGAUUAUAAUGGUGAUAUUUUUUCAAAAAUGGGGGAUAAAAAAUAAAAACGGGUUUGUUGAUGUUUGCCUGCCUGCUUAUUUAUUUAUUCAUUUGUUAAUUUAUUAUUUGGAGGUCAUGUAAAUCAUUAAUGGGUGUGCUUCUGAAAGCAAACAGCCCCCAUUCAUUAUGUAUCAUUUUGUUCACUCUUGGACUCGGUUGGCUUUUAAACUGCCACAGUUUUGAUAUAACAUCAAAAUUAAAGGAUAAAAGGAAUUUGUAAUGGCUUGCGUGUGAGACAUGAAUAAGUGUUUUUGGCAGCUGGUUGCUUAAUGUGAGGUGAUAAUGUGUUGCCAUGGUGUUGGAAUGGAAACAUUAGUAUCUGGUAAGGGACCAAUGAGUGAAGGCCUUUUUACAUGACUUGCAUUCGCUUCAACGCUUUAGUUACAGCCUUAAAUGGCACACCCAUUGACCACACAAAGUUGGUUCAAUGACCAUCUGAUGUAUAAUAGGGAUGUGCACAGAUAGUCGACAUUCGGUUUACCGUUCGAUGUAUCAGUAUUUGAAUACCCAAAUCACUAUUCGGUUAUUCUACAUGUGCAACAGAGGUCUUCAACCUGACCAAAGCUCGAUGAGUUCCGACAAACCGGCAGGUUUUCCGGCCAGAUUUUGGGUCAGUUUUUCAAGUAUAGGGCAAUUUAGGGGCUGUUCAAACAUGCUUUUGCAUGCAUCUGCGCUGUUUUCUUUUGUUUUAGAUCAGUGGUACUGACAUGUGCUGGACGGACAUCUUUGACUGUUGCACUGGCUGAAUCUCACUUUUUUUUCUUUCAGCACCUCGUGUAGAAUAACCGCAUUUUUAGACACCGAGCAAAGAUAAAAAGACUUUAAUUUUUAUAAAUGCAUCUCGAAACUCCUGCAUUGUGUUUCGUUUUUUGUGCUGCAUUCUGAAGAAGAGUACUUUUUGUGACUGAUAAGGCAGUCACACACCGGAUGAGAAGCGCCAGUACACACAAAAGUUACCAAGGUUUUUCCCUUCUUCAAGAAUGAACAAUGCUAGAGUAAAUAAUCUGGACAUCCUUUGAUAAUUAUUUGGGUCGAAUUUAAUGGAAAAUGCACUCCGUGGCACGGAAGAAAUUUGACCAGCCUCCGGAGUCGGAGCUGGACGCCAUCGAGAGAUGGUGAGUGUGACGGCGGUGUGCGUACCUUCAUUGAAAACAGUUGUUUCGAAUUUUAGAACACACUAUGUCGUCUGUCAGAUGUGUCCGGUGUGUGCAGGGUUGGGGAGUAACGGAAUACAUGUAACGGGAUUAGGUAUUUAAAAUACAAAAUAUAAGUAACUGUAUUCCACUACAGUUACAGUUUAAAUCAUUGGUAAUUAGAAUACAGUUACAUUCAAAAGGUAUUUUGAUUACUGAAGAGAUUACUUUGCAUUUUAUUGUCAUUUGUUUAAUUUAAUAUUUAGUCCUUUCAGAUGGAAAACAUUUAUACAUAUAAAUGAUGUGAUCCAAAGUGCAUUUGAACAGCAGUGAAACACUUUCUUAUGAUGUGUUACAUUCACACGUGCAAACAGAAAAGUUUGAAGUAAGUUUUGAGCAGAAGAAAUAGAAAUAAACCUUGUGUAAAUUGUCAGCUUUACGCUAAGCUAAUUUUACAUGCACGUUACCAGGCACGAUCAUAUUAUUCUUAUCAAGAAUAUUCACGUUGGAUCAUAAUUUCUUUUUUUCUAGUAAUACCUUUUUUUAUUAGGGCAAAAAUCAUAUGCUUGAUAAUAAUUUGUGUAUUGUAUUUCUGUAAAAAUCAGUCAAAUUGAUCUUGUUUUAGAAACAACACUGCAUAAGAUAUUUAGGUUUUUCAGAGAAUGUAUUUUUAACAUGUGCAUUUUGUCUUACUGUUCUGGCAGAGUUUUUAUAGUCAAAACAAGUGAAAAAAUCUACCAGUGCUGAAGAAGUAAUCCAAAAUAUUUAGAAUACGUUACUGACCUUGAGUAAUUACAGUUACAGCAUGUAUUCUGUAAUCUGAUUGGAAUACAUUUCACAAGUAACCCUCACAACCUUGGGUGUGUGACACCCUAAGCCUCGUCCAGUGUGCAACCACAUUUGCACCAUGAAACAUGAUUCCAGUUUAUUUUUCACUGAGCAAAGUUUCAGUGCUCGAUAAUCGUUAAGACCAUGUUUUUUCCCUUUUGCUGUGGUGUGCAUAUUUUGUACAAUAAUUAGACAAGUUCAAUGUAAUUUGAUUUUAAACCAUUUAAAAAUCAAAGCACCCAGAAGAGGCUAUUUAACCGCAACUGUGUGACUCCACACACAUGACAAUAUGUGUUUGCUGCCUCACGGAUGUGUGUACCUACCUGUGCAGAACGCAUAUAGAUUUUAUCAUUUGAAGAUGCAUGUAUUGUGCUAUUUAGACUCAUAGCUCACUGUGCACUUUAUUUGCUGCUGUUUUGAGUAGUGUAAGGAAAGUCCAUUACAAUAAAUAUCCUUUUAUUCCCGCAUCCCAACGAAAAAACCAUUUACUGUUCAUGAAACCUUGUGGUUAACCAAAUUUUAAAAAUGGUUACCAUGCACAUCCCUAAUGUAUAUUGCACACAAAACUCAGUCAGUCAGAUGAUCUCUUCCUGUCUAAGUUGACAGUUCUUGGCCAGAAUAAGCUGUAAUGUGACCAGACUUUAUGCGAAAGUCAAAAGUGAGAUAUAAGACUCGAGUACAUGAGACUAGCGCCAUUUUGACCUCCACAUAAAUCAGUUUAAGAGGUAGCUAGGUAGCAAGACAGCAGGAUGUGUUCUUUGUAAACAGAAAUAAAUAGUGAAAGCAAAUGAAAGCGGCAACGUAUUUAAGCAUAGAUACAUUGCAGACAAAAAGGACUCAACGUUUUUUUUUUCAUUCGUUAAAAUGCCUGAUAUGCAUUUGACAUAUGCAUUAACUGAAUUUCAUUUAUCUAGCUUUUAUUUACAAUUCGGUUUAUCUAGAUAAGCACAAAUCUCUUUUUCAUCUUAUUAUGAUUUUUGUGUCAGCACCAGCCACCUAAUAAAACGGCAUGCAAGUUGUCCGAUAAUCAUCGACUCUGCUUCGCUUGACUGUUUUUUCAGUGUCGCAGCCAUGGAUUUAAUAGGCUACACGUUUCUAUCACGCUGUGUCAAGGUAAAAUAAGUUAACUUUUAAAAACGGAUCUCAAAAUGUAAGGAUCUGUAGCUUGAUGCUUCACUUCAAAUAGCUGCCGUGUUUCAUUUGUAAGGGCCUUACUCCAACUGCUGUUUGAAAUCUUGAUGUUGGCUGUGUAAGAUUAAACUCCUGCAUUUAACUUUGAGAAAUAAGGCACUAAUACCACUCAUUCCAUUAGUUUCCUCUGUAGCAUUGACAUUUGUCAUUGAACUGAAUUUAUUUUGUGUACAGUACAUAAGAGCCUUACACCUGUUUCAGAACAUAAUUUACUGUUCUUCACUCUUUUGGUUUCUGUAUCUUUGAAUAAAGGACUUUAAGUCUAUUGGUCAAGAACAUUAAUUUUCAAAUAUAUUUUGACCCGUUAAUGUUUAACCAGCCAUUGUUACAGGAAUAUUGCUUACUGUUCAGUUCUAUCAAGCUGCUACUUCAAAAGCAAAUGUUGUACAUUCUUUUUUGUACUAUUUCAUUUUCUGUAAGAAAGAUCUGUAGUGUCUUGACUGUGAGGGUUUUCAAAGGAACAUCUUGUGGGUUACUAUUCAGAGAAUGACUUUUUUUGUUAGCAUAAAUGCUGUUCUGUUGGCAUAAAUAGCAUAUUUAUUUACAUUUUAAAGAGAGAUUAAUUUUUUUUUUUUAAGUAUUUUUAAAUUAGUGUACAGAUGUACUGAGGUUUGGAUCCAUCUGAUAUUGAUAAUGGAAGAAGAAAAGAAAAAAAAAAAAUCUGAGCGGUACUGCAUUAAAAAAAAAAGGAAUUUUUUUUUUUCAUUGCA